Molecule: messenger RNA, 1316 nt
Organism: Erythranthe guttata (spotted monkey flower)
Lineage: Eukaryota; Viridiplantae; Streptophyta; Magnoliopsida; Lamiales; Phrymaceae
Source: RefSeq, a predicted model, not a curated record
CAUGGCAAAGAGGAUAGAAGAAUCUAGGUUGUGUGAUCCGAGGUGUUUGAUACCGGAUGAUGGGUGUAUCAAAUUUGCGGCACUUCGAUCUAAGGCGAAUGGGAUAUCGAAGAAGGCAUCAAAGAAGGUUCCCUCUAUGUUGGGAGGUUCUUCGGGUGGUUUGCCUCGAGAGACGGUCCAUGUAGAGACUCCUCGAGUGAUUGAAGACGACCGUUGCUGUGCCGGUGAAGUGGAGGUGCAUGAACCUACGAAAGAUCGUGGCAAGGGAAAGAGGGUAGAUACUGAGUAUGUGGUUGUGCCAAAGCGUCGGCGGGUAGACCCAGAGGAGACUUAUGCGUUCCAUGGUGGGGCAGGGAAACAGUUGUUUACCUUUGGAGUGAAUCGUGAGGGGAAUGAAUCGUAUUGGGAUGUGUCGGACCAUGAUUUACCAAUGCUGAGUACCGAGGGAUUCGUUCGGGACUACGAUCGUACUCGGAUGUCCGGUAAGGGCUAUUCACACAUGUUGGAGUUGGCCGGUGGGAACAUAUGCCGGUUGGUAGUGACUUGGAGAUAUCUCAUGGAGCAAGAUGUGAACGUGGAAGCUAGGAAGGAAGAGGAGCGGGCUCGAAGUCAGGCGCAUGAGGACGAACUUCGAAGCCAGUUGGAGAUAGCGCGGUCCGAUCUUGCUCAACAGACUGAGGAGCUUGCUCAGAGGACAGAGGAGCUUGAGGUUAUCCGAGGUGAGGCGAAGGCGUAUAAGGAUGAUGUUCAGAAGUUGAAUGAGUGUUAUGAUCAGCUCAAAGAGAAAUACGAAGUUGAGAAAGCGACGGGAAAGAGGUUUCGCGCGACGUCGGGUGGUGCUGUUUAUAAGGAGUCCAUCGUGGAGGAAACCAAACUUAGCUUCCGAGGUAGUGCUGAGUGUGUUGCUAUGAUUGAGGAACAUGCUUUGGCUGCGGUCUAUAAGCCAUUAGUUCGUACCUGUCGCAAAUACCUUCGCGACGCGGGUGGUAUCAGUGAGAGGGUCAUUCGUGGGAUGGAAGCCGGUAUAUCCGAUGAAGAGGAGGAUGAGGCAGACGUCAACGAGACGGGCACAAAUCUCGUGGAUGACAUGGUUGCUGAUGUCCCCACCGCAGGGGCGUCUUCCGCUCGUGGUGGGGGAGCUUAGAUUUAUAUGUUAAUUUUGCUAGGAUAGUUAAACUCGUUUUUAUUCAUUAUUUUAUUAUGGAACUCUUAGUUUAUUGUUAUCGCCGAUGUAGAUGGGUAUGUCCACUACUAUUUCGUUUGAUUUUUCUUCCUUAUUUGACAUUUGAAGCUUGAUAUCUCGUUUUAUUUACUUU